GUGCAGAGUAUUCGAAUCAAGUUGUUUCGCAUUUCCAAAAGCUCUGCAUAGUGCAUAGAGUAUACAAUAAAAUCUUGAUUCAUAACCAUAUGAGUAGAGUAUAUAUAAGUAUGUGAGUGUGUGUGUUUUCUCUAUGUUGUUUGUCGUGUACAUUUAGCACUUAAAUAUUAUAAAGGCAUCAACAACAGUUGCCAGCAAGCAGUCAACUUCUUUAUGUACUUUUACGACUAGUUGAGUAUUUCUUUGUUCAUUUGCUUCUCUGCCUUUAUCCAGCUGCGAGUUUAAAUUUGCCUCUAAAUACACUUUCUUUCUUUCUUUCUUAGCCAUGGAAAGUUCUUUUGAUUCUCUGUACUUUUUAGUUUGAAUGGAUUAAGUUUUCUUUAAAUACCCAAGAAGGCCCCUUAUUGCCUCUAAUUUUCAAGAAGAGUGUCUUCACACUACUGAUGAACAGGCCAUGAUCAUGACUUCUCCAACAACUCAAUUUGCCCCCACAAGAAGGAUGGGCAUAUAUGAACCAUUUCACCAGAUGAGUGUGUGGGAAGACGCGUUUAGAGGUGACAUUGUGCCUAGCGUUGAUGCAUCUAUGAUUUCACAGCCAAACGACAGGCCAGAUGACAAGUCAGGGUAUACAUCCGGUGAACAACAUAUACCCUCUGGCUCUGGAGACAAUCAAGCACCGAGGAGGAGUAUUUCAGAGAAGGUACAGCGACGUUUAGCACAAAAUCGUGAAGCUGCCCGUAAAAGCCGUAUGCGGAAAAAGGCGUAUGUUCAGCAGCUGGAAACCAGCCGUUUAAAGCUGGCCCAACUCGAAUUGGAGCUUGAGAGAGCUAGACAGCAGGGAUUAUACAUGUUAGGUUCAAAUAGCAAUAUGGGGAUCUUAGGAACAAUUAAUCCAGGAAUAGCUGCAUUCGAGAUAGAAUACAGCCACUGGGUGGAAGAGCAACAAAAAAAGAAUGCAGAAUUGCGGAGUAUUUUGCAGUCUCCUGUAAGUGAUUUGGAGCUUCAGUUACUGGUAGAAAAUGUCUUAAGCCACUAUUUCAAUCUCUUCCGCAUGAAAGCUGAUGCUGCCAAGGCUGACGUGUUUUACUUAAUGUCUGGGAUGUGGAGAACUUCCGUUGAACGCUUUUUCCUCUGGAUUGGAGGAUUCAAGCCAUCAGAACUCAUAAAUGUGGUGAUGCCACAACUCGAGCCCUUGACCGAUCAGCAAAUCAUUAAAGUCUGUAAUCUGCGACACUGUUGCCAGCAAGCUGAAGAUGCUCUCACACAGGGAAUGGAUAAACUUCACCAGACUCUGGCCCAGAGCAUCCUAAACAUGAACACAGGGGCUGGAAAUUACGCUUCCCAAAUGGUUUCUUCCAUGGAAAAUUUAGAAGCAUUGGAGAGCUUUGUCAACCAGGCGGAUCACCUACGACAACAAACACUACAACAAAUGUCUAUCAUUUUGACAACGCGCCAAGCAGCUAGGGGCUUACUUGCUUUUGGGGAGUAUCUUCAACGUCUUCGUGCUCUGAGUUCACUAUGGGCAGCUCGUCCUCGUGAACCUACCUAAAUGAUCUUGUCAGAGAAUUGCGAUGAACUUAAAUGGGAAAUGUACGUUAUCAUAAUUUUGCUUUGUCUGGCAGAUUUAGCUAUUUACUAGUAUUUGAAAUACAUAUUUUCGAGGAAACGAAAUUUGUGUAAAUAUAUUUGGGAUGUUGUAUAUAGGCUAUAGCAAUGAAAUAAUUUGGUUGGAAUGA
Capsicum annuum is the source of this 1736-nucleotide messenger RNA. RefSeq names its product transcription factor TGA7. Gene Ontology annotation, molecular function: DNA-binding transcription factor activity; sequence-specific DNA binding. The record is from RefSeq and is a predicted model, not a curated record. The transcript has 9 exons. Lineage: Eukaryota; Viridiplantae; Streptophyta; Magnoliopsida; Solanales; Solanaceae. Bases 455 to 1549 code for a protein of 364 amino acids. Gene Ontology annotation, biological process: regulation of DNA-templated transcription; DNA-templated transcription.